AUGCUUCUGAUUCUCCACUGUGCCAUGGACUUGGCUGGUGAGAACCAAUCCAAGAGAAGAAAAUGCAAGCUAGAAGAAGAUCAACCCAAAAAUUGGAUUCAUAGCCUGCCUCAUGAAAUCGCCAUAGACAUACUUUCUAGGCUACCUGUAACAUCUCUCAUUAAAUUCAGGUUUGUAUCCCGAGCCUCGCAGAUCUUGACAAACGAUCCACCUCUGGUUAAGUUGCACCUCUCCAGGACAGCGAAGGACAAUCCUUGCUUUAUAUUUCACAGUGACUAUCCGAUUCGAAACAAAAUCUAUUUUGUUGAGCUUUCAGAUCAUGAUGAUCAGAAAGAGAUUGUGAGGGAAAUCCAGACUCCUUUCUCUGCUUCUAUGCCAGAAUCUAUUGUGGUAGGCUCAUGUAAUGGCUUAUUAUGUUUAUCCGAUGAUUUGUUAUUCAAUGGUUCACUCUAUGUGUACAAUCCUUUUACUAGGAAACACAAAGAGCUGCCCAAAUCCAUUAAGUUUGAACAACAAGAGGUGGUGUUUGGAUUUGGAUUUCACCCAGUUACCAAAGAGUACAAGGUGGUCAAAAUAAUCUACUAUGGCACUGCAUAUAAUGCUGAUAAUAGACCUUGGCGUUAUAGCAGAGUCAGAAACCGUGACUUUCUAAACUCAGAGGUUCAAAUACUUAGUCUGAGUAGUAACACUUGGAGAAGCAUCGGAGAAGUACCUUUUCAGCUAGAAAGAAGGUCAUCAGAAGCAUUAGUGAAUGGAAGGCUUCAUUGGUUGACCCAAUGGGGGAAGUAUCACGGGGUUCUUGGCCGAGUCAUAGUCUCUUUUGACCUAGCAGAUGAGCAAUUCCGAGAGGUACCAAGAGCUGGCAGUGGUUUCCUAACUACGUGUUACUUUUAUUUGGGGGUUCUGGGAGGGUGUCUCUCUGCACUUGUUCCUUUGAGUUUUAGGAGAUUGGAGAUUUGGGUACUGAAAGAAUAUGAUAUGAAAGAGUCUUGGAUCAAAGAGUACAACUUCGAUUCUUACAUGCCAAGGGUUGUACAUCAAGAUUUGCAUAGACAACACGGGAUUUGGAAGGACGUUAUCAAUAGAAAAAUUGUUCGAAUCCUGUGUGUUAUGAAGAAUGGAAAGAUCUUGCUAGAGUAUACAGCUGGAAAUCUAAUUUCUUAUGAUCCCGAGAGCAAAACAUUUGAGAAUUUGACGUUUCAGGGGAUGCCUGGUAAUUUUUUUCAAACAGUAGUUCAUUUUGGCAGUCUUAAUUGGAUUGAUAUCCCUCCUGAAUCAUAG
Messenger RNA from Ilex paraguariensis (yerba mate), 1281 nucleotides. Lineage: Eukaryota; Viridiplantae; Streptophyta; Magnoliopsida; Aquifoliales; Aquifoliaceae. The record is from the annotation of a GenBank genome assembly.